Messenger RNA from Sorghum bicolor (sorghum), 1107 nucleotides. RefSeq lists its product as uncharacterized. Lineage: Eukaryota; Viridiplantae; Streptophyta; Magnoliopsida; Poales; Poaceae. The transcript has 4 exons. Gene Ontology annotation, molecular function: mRNA binding. Gene Ontology annotation, biological process: RNA splicing. Gene Ontology annotation, cellular component: exon-exon junction complex; nucleus; cytoplasm. The record is from RefSeq and is a predicted model, not a curated record. The coding region runs from base 139 to 741 and encodes 200 amino acids.
AUCCACACGGCUCGGCGACUCGCGAAUCGCGAUUCGCGAGCCCCCCAAAAGUCCCAAACCCGUAGCCGUAGUAGGUCUCGUCUCCGCCCCCUCCUCUCCCCCAACCCGAUCCAACCCGGCGGCGCGGCGGCGGCAGCGAUGGCGGCGGUGACGAACGCCGACGUGGAGGUGGUCGACUUCGACCUCGACGACGACGACCUCAUGGACGAGGACGCCGGGCCGGAUCCAGCGCCGGCCCCCGCCCCUGCCUCCCGCCUCCGCUCCACCAUCGCGGGCGACGACGCGCCGCGUAGGACCAAGGGCCGCGGCUUCCGCGAGGACCCUAACUCCUCCGCGCACCGCGACUCCCGCUUUGGCGCGGGGGGACGCGCCGACCUCGACUCGCUCGGCGGCCCGGGACCCAUCCAAUCAAUUGAAGGAUGGAUUGUGUUGGUCACUGGAGUUCAUGAAGAAGCUCAAGAAGAUGACCUUCAAAAUGCUUUCCAAGAAUUUGGGCAGGUCAAAAACCUGCAUUUGAAUUUGGACCGUCGUACCGGAUUUGUCAAGGGGUACGCUUUGAUUGAAUACGAGAAGUUUGAAGAAGCUCAGGCUGCAAUAAAAGAAUUGGAUGGAGCUGAGCUUCAUGAGCAAAUAAUGAGUGUUGAUUGGGCAUUUAGCAGUGGCCCUGCUAAGCGCAGAAAUACUCGAAAAAGGUCACCACCAAGAGCUCGUUCAAGGACCCCACCCAGGAGAAGGCACUGAUGUUUCCCCAGCAUGUCAUGAAUUACUGUGUGAUGUAGUGCAAGACGUCUGGGGAUUCCAAAUAUUAGCUUGGUGUAUGUCACCGGAGUUUGAUGGUUGUUAUUAGAUUGCCUGCUGUUUCCUUAUUUGGGACAUUGGUAGUUGUAUCCUGCUUUGAAUUCCGGUCUGAGUUGGAGACAUGGAGGUGCACUUAGCCGCUUACCAUUAUGUUUGGCAUGCCAGUUCGAGACUAUUGUAAGCGAUGAUCCUUUUGGAUUUUUGACAAGUGAUGUGUUGGUGUUGGAUUUUUAUGUUUGUGUGUGCCAUCACUUUGUUAUCGCCAUUCUGACGAGUGAUGCAUUUGGGUCUUGAUGUUUGUGUGUUCAA